Leptopilina boulardi is the source of this 2847-nucleotide messenger RNA. Its product is annotated as insulin-like growth factor-binding protein complex acid labile subunit. Bases 189 to 2552 code for a protein of 787 amino acids. Gene Ontology annotation, molecular function: protein binding. The record is from RefSeq and is a predicted model, not a curated record. Lineage: Eukaryota; Metazoa; Arthropoda; Insecta; Hymenoptera; Figitidae. The transcript has a single exon. Gene Ontology annotation, cellular component: plasma membrane.
UGUUGCUUGAGCCUUCCCCCAGUGAAUGGUGUUCCGUCUCGAAAUUCUUACGGUUAGUUGGAUUAUUAUUAUCGCCCCUUUUUUUUUUUUUUUUUUUUUAAAACAAAUGCCGGGCAAAUGACGGAAAUUAAUGUAAGCGAGGGAGGCGCUUAUCCGUCAUCAUGUGAAGAUCUCAACAUUAUAAAGUGAUGUGGUUUUUGACGCUGCUUCUCGCCUUUAUGGCAAGUGGCGGCUUUGCAUGUCUCGAUCAUUGCCAAUGCUAUCCGGAAGCAUUGACUGUACAAAUGACAUGCACCGGCAAUGUUCCCACGCCGCUGGAUCAUUUGCCCAGCAGUUUAAAAAAAUUGAAAUUCGAAAAUGCCGACGAAAUGGAGGUAAGAACGUUUCUCGACAAUUUUCCAAAUUCAUUAAUUAUCGAGGAGAUUGUCUUGACAAAUUGCUCGUUGAAGAUGUUGAACGUGACGUGGAGUGGACUCGAUCAAGUGCGCGAGUUAAAUUUGUCUCAUAACAUGUUCGUACAGGUGCGUGAUGUGGGGGCAAGUGAAGCGUGCAACGUGACGGUCCUUGACCUGUCAGGCAAUCAGAUCAGUGACAUUGGUGACGAGGAAUUGAGGACAUUUACGGGAUUAACAUGGCUGAGGAUCAGCAACAAUGGAUUGUGGAACGUGACCGAGGACGCGUUUAGCGGACUAAGUGUUCUUGAGGUGCUCGACCUCUCGGACAACAAACUCACCACGCUGCCGGACAAUGCUUUAACUCCACUUGAAUCGUUGCAAAAGUUAGAUCUCAGCGGUAACCAAUUGCGAGUGCUUGGUGCCAGGUGGUUUGAGAGUCUUGGAAGAUUAAGAGAGCUCGACGUUUCUCGAAAUGGUAUUUCACGAGCAGCAUCUGGUGUUCUACAACCAUUGCCAGGACUCUCCAUUUUGCGAUUGUCGGAAAAUCCACUUCGCGAACGGGAUGUAUCACUUCUUUUGGGUACCGGUCGACGUCUUGAGACUGUCGAUGCCUCACACACGGGAUUGGUUCGCGUGCCAGCGGCACUCACGAGGUCAGUGAGAGCACUACGAUUAGCCGGUAAUAAGUUAACUUCCAUCCGUGGCGGUGAUCUUGACAGUUAUCCCCUUUUAAGACUAUUGGAUUUAUCAGACAAUCGGUUAAACGAAGUGGAAGACGAUGCCCUUGGACGUUUAGAAGUCUUGGAAGUAUUAAAUUUAUCCGGCAAUCUUUUAGCAAUUGUGCCACACAGUUUGCCGACUAGUUUAACUGAACUUCACAUCGAGCGUAACACAAUAUCGUCUCUUCGAUUCGGUGACUUUGAUGGAUUGUACAAUUUACGAAUCCUUAAAAUCAACGACAAUAGGAUAGGGUCGAUCGAAGAGGGAUCGUUUAGCCAAUUACCGACACUAGAGGAGUUGAGUGUAUCGAAUAACCCGAUUAAAGCAUUACCGGCUAAUACCUUCAGUGGGCUAACUAAUUUGGUGAGGCUUCACUUGUCGGGAUUGAGUUCCCUCAGUCGUGAGCAACAGGAACAAAGAGACAUGGCCUUUCCGGUGCCAACCCCUGAAAGAUUGACGACCCUCGACGUUUCUCACAGCCCUGUACUUGCCGCACAACUUCUCACCGAUGACGCUGCCCUGUCCGCAUGCAAAAGCCUAACCGAAUUAAAUUUGGCUUAUAUCAACAUCACCAACAUCAAAUCGGAUCUUGUUUACGAUCUUACACAAUUACGAUUACUCGGCCUUGCCGGAAACGAUUGGAACUGCACAACGGAAUUAUACUGGCUAGGAGAAUGGAUCAGACAACACGGAGAAUUGGAUGAACCGGCACGUUGCACCGAACCAUUGCAUCUGGCCGGUUACCAUCUGUCUCACAUGCCCAAUCCUCCCAGUUCAAUUACAGAUAGUCCACCCACUGUCAACUCAACAUAUUCCAUUUCCCCUCAUUCUCCAACUGUUGUUCCCCAACAAGCUGUAACCAAUUCUUUAUUCGAUUCCACCACGCCACAAUUGCUCAUCAGUUCCUAUCUUGAAAAACCAAAAUCAUUAACCAACUCGACAGAAAUUACAAAAAUAAAUCGUUAUAUCAAACUAAAAUCAAAGAAGCAAAAGAAUGAGAAACAUUACAUGAACAAUAACAUGCGACUCACGACAAAGGAAGACGUGAAAACUUCCAAUAAAGUUCUCAGUAAGACGAAAAUAUCAGAACUUGAGUCACGUUCACCGGAAGAGGACGAUCAUCAUCGGAAAAAGGAUAGUCAGCUCAACGGCAAAAUGGGCGGCACUAAAGAAUACGUGCCUUUAGCAAAUGACGUAUCGAAUACAGUAGCGCAAGAAUUGAGUGGACAAGUAACGGAUUCAGGUGCUCGUGUUACUGAUGCAUUAUCAGUGGGUGCACAUCCCGGUAUGCUUGUAUUGGUUGGAGCUGCACUUGGAGCCGCAGCGGCACUCACUGUUGUUUUAUCACGUCGUGCACCGAUUCGUCGUCGUGAUCAGUAUCAACGUCAAGAAAACAUUGAAGUUCACUCACUCACCUCAACAAUCGAAAGAUGGUGACCGACUUUUUUCAUACGUGCUUGAUCACUUUGUUCAAAACAAUUUCGGUCCAGAUCAAAUCAAUUAUCAUCAACGAGUUCAAUAUAGUAAUUUUAUACAAAUUAAAAUUCUCGUGGAUCGACAAAAAAAAAAAAAACUCUUAUCAAAGAUCAGUCUUUAACAAUCACAAAAACUAACGCGAAUUAUCUGGAAAGAUUAUUUUGAAAUUUUUCCAAUAUAUAUAAAUAUGUAUAGUGACAAUAAUAGCGUGACGAAUUCAGAAUCGCAAAAUAGACUUUUUCAUAUUGCGACAAGA